Molecule: messenger RNA, 642 nt
Organism: Anopheles merus
Lineage: Eukaryota; Metazoa; Arthropoda; Insecta; Diptera; Culicidae
Product: histone H3-like
Exons: 1
Coding region: 1-531 (176 amino acids)
Cellular component (GO): nucleosome
Molecular function (GO): DNA binding; structural constituent of chromatin; protein heterodimerization activity
Source: RefSeq, a predicted model, not a curated record
AUGAGGGUUGACAAGCGCAUAAAUAGAGCUGUUGUUCGAGCAGUUUCAUCAUUCAACGUUCAACUUUUGUCAAAGAAACAAGUUCGCUCCGUGCUCAACGAAACCUACGCUCCCGAAGUGAAAUGGCUCGUACCAAGCAAACCGCUCGUAAAUCGUAAUCGUAAGGCACCUCGCAAGCAGCUGGCCACCAAGGCUGCUCGUAAAAGUGCCCCGGCUACCGGAGGAGUGAAGAAGCCGCAUCGUUACCGUCCGGGAACGGUGGCCCUCCGAGAAAUCCGUCGCUACCAGAAGUCGACCGAGCUGCUCAUCCGCAAGCUGCCCUUCCAGCGCUUGGUGCGUGAGAUCGCCCAGGACUUCAAGACGGAUCUCCGCUUCCAGAGCUCAGCCGUGAUGGCGCUGCAGGAAGCCAGCGAGGCGUACCUGGUUGGUCUGUUCGAAGACACGAAUCUGUGCGCCAUCCACGCCAAGCGCGUCACCAUCAUGCCCAAGGACAUCCAGCUGGCCCGUCGCAUCCGCGGAGAGCGUGCCUAAAUCGUCCAUGCAUCCGGAAGCGGUCCCUGUCCAAACGGGGCAUUUCCUUCUCAAAACGGUCCUUUUCAGGACCACCAAUACUGUUGAACAUAUCAAGAAUUUUCUUUCGAU